Molecule: messenger RNA, 2634 nt
Organism: Sarcophilus harrisii (Tasmanian devil)
Lineage: Eukaryota; Metazoa; Chordata; Mammalia; Dasyuromorphia; Dasyuridae
Gene: NFAM1
Product: NFAT activating protein with ITAM motif 1
Exons: 6
Coding region: 351-1103 (250 amino acids)
Biological process (GO): regulation of B cell differentiation; positive regulation of B cell receptor signaling pathway; positive regulation of cytokine production
Cellular component (GO): membrane raft
Molecular function (GO): transmembrane signaling receptor activity
Source: RefSeq, a predicted model, not a curated record
CUCACAGGAUAAAGAGAAGUGAAGGAGAUUACAAUCUGUUCUGGUGAAAUGAGCCCCCAGUGGUGAGAUCUCAAAUCUAUUGACUGACAAUGGAUUCUUAGUCAUCUGGAGCAGGCUUUUUGUAAAUAAGAACAACAAGCAGGAAGGAGAUUAGUUGGGGGCUAAGGGGAACUCUGGCUCCCUGAAACAGGCAAUCUGUGGGGCCUCUCUCUUCUGUAGUACCUAAAGAGGAAGGAAAGAAACUUAACUAAAAUAUAGAGUUUACUGAGCCUCAGAGCAGCUUACUGUGGGAAAGAGAAGUUCUCUUUCUCCUCCUCUUCCUCCUCUUCCUCCUUCUCCUCUAGACCAGCAUGGCCUUCAGAUUUCUUGGUCUCAUCCUUCUCCCGUGGACCCUUCAGGUAGGAGGAAAUCAGAUCCUGAGACAGCUUGGUGACCCGAUCCAGGUGGUCUUAGCCCCCUUUGAGCCUUUUGGCCUUAAGUUGACUUGUGAGUUCACCUACCGCUACACUCAGGCCUUAAAAAAUUACACUUGCAGCUACCAUUAUGUUGACCUCAAGGGCAAGCAGAGCCCUUCUUUCUUGGUCAAAUGCAAUCAGGCCCCUGGGGUCGAGAACGUCACCCAGACCGACAAGUGCCCAUUCACCCUGAAAAAUCUGCACGAUGCUUCGGCCACAGGCACCUACUACUGCCAAGUGAAGUUGCAAAAUUCCCACCAAAUAAAGGCGAACGGGGUCUUUAUCCUGGUCCGAGAUGCUGGAUAUAUAGAGCCCCCAAAGGGGCACAAGAAGCUCCUCCUCCUCCUCUUCACCAGCCUCCUGGCAGUGCUGAGCAUCCUGGGAACGGGCCUGUUGCUCUGGAAGGCAAAGAGCCAGAGGAAGUCUGUCAAGAAAAUGCCAAAUCAGGAAGGCAUAGACUCAGAGAAGAACUCAGCAGACCCCAAGCUCGAACACUCGGGAUCGUUAUACAUUGCUCUUCAGCCCCACUCGUCAGAGGUCUACGAUAGCCUUCAGCUGGAUAUCAGCAUCCCUUCUGCUGAGAGGAGCCCGCCCAUUCAGUACCAAGAGGGAGCAGAAGAGCUUAACAUCAUCUAUGAAAAUUUCUAAAGACAGUUUCAUCGUGGCUUCCUUCUCCUUUUCCCCACACUUGAGGAAAUAGCACCGGGUGGGUGCUCUGGGACUCGUCGAUGCCGCCAUAUUGGGGAUGGGAUAUGAACUGACCUGCCCCCCGCCCCACCCUGGACAGCUCCAUACCUCCUGUCAUCUGAGCAUCGAGUUCUCUCUGAGGUGGAUCCCCCUCUUCCUGCUGCUUUCCCCUUCUCAGCCUCCCCACCCCACGGGGGAAUUCCCCACCUUCUCCCACUCUGAGCUCCCCCUCAUCUCCAUCUCACUAUCUUGUGCUACUAUUUCUUACACACAGAAUACGCUACCUCCCACCUCCUACAGAGGAGUCAGGAGCUCUGAUUUCUGAGUUCUCUCUUACUUAUGGUGUGACUGUGAGCAAAUCACCUAAGCUCUCUGGGACCCGCCAGCCUGAUCUGCAGAAUCUGCAGGGAUGACGACCCCACAAACGACCUCUUUGUUUUGAGAGGCAGCCCAUGGAACGGUUCAAGAAGGGUGGGAGUCCCACGCUUCGGAUGCUGACCAUGAGCAGUUCAUUUAAAUUAAUCUCUCUAAGCUCGUCUCUAACAAGAGAUCUUUGGACUAGCCAGCAGCUGGGUUUCCCUUUGACCCUAAAUCUAUUUUCCUAUAACCAAUGAGAUAAUGAAUACAAAAGUACCAUGUCAACAUUAAUAACACUAAUCCAUCUGUCGAGAAUCACAGAGAUGGGUAAUGUUGUUCGUAAAAGAAUCAUAAAUUUGAUUCUUUUCAUUGGGAACCGUGAUGUCCAGAAGGUUGUGCCCAAGGGUGUCAUGGGAGUAGCAGAUUUUGAAAAAGGUUGGAGAAAAUCUCCUAAAAGACAAGCUACUGGCUUGAAGAAGACACAUGAGUGGGAGCACUGAGAUUAAUUAACUGAGAAGAAAUGGUAAGAAAAUUUCUGCUGCGUCCUAGUGCCGGGAAGCAGCUAGGUGGUACAGUAGCUAGAACAUUGAGCCUCCAAGACCUGAGUUCAAAUCCAGUCUCAGAAGCUAAUUCUGUGAUCCUUUAUAAGUUAUUUAAGCCUCCUCGCCUCAGUUUCCUCAUCUGUAAAAUGAGCUGGAGAAGGAAAUGGCAAACCACCCCAGUAUCUUUGUCAAGAAAAUGGAGUCACAGAGAGUCAGACUGAGAAUGACUGAGGGACAAUAACCCGAGUGCCAGCUUUUCGUUGAACCUGGAUGUGAGCGACAGCCUGUGUGGUUCAUCGAUCACCCAGUUCCUGGGCUGAGCAGCGUUGAUGAGCCUACGGUUCGAUACUGGAUUUAGUUCUCCAGAGUGACAGCGAGUUUCCAUGGCACUCCUUGGUGAGUGACUGAUGGAUCCCCUGCCUGCUGAGUUGGUGAUAUAAUAUGAUUAAUCAGACGCUGAGAUUAGUGCUCUCUGGGAGACAAACAUGGGGGCAACAGAAAUUUGGAAAUGGGCACCAAGAGCAUGCACUCUCUGAUUGAAUUCCCCCGUUAUUGUUAAGUUAUUCUGUUCCAUUAAAUGCUUUUGCUCUAAA